AUGACAAGUCCCUCCGAUCAUAAGAUCGACACCGAAGUCGAAGGCCAUGAAAUCCAGUCGCAGGCACCGCAAACCCGACGAGCUCGUCUCAAGGCCGCAGUCUGGGAUACAUGGGACAAGUCCCCAGAAGAGCGCCGUCUCGUCCAGAAAGUAGACUGGUGGCUGUUAAGUUAUGCCUGCAUUGCAUACUUCAUCAAAGCCCUUGACCAGGGUAACACAUCAAACGCCUACGUCUCCGGCAUGAAAGAGGCCCUCGAUCUCAAAGGCAACGACCUCAACUACCUCACCACCUACUGGAACAUCGGGUACAUCCUCGGUCAAAUCCCAUCCCAGCUCAUCCUCACCAAAAUCCGCCCCUCAAUCUGGCUGCCCGCCCUCGAGCUCCUCUGGAGCUGCCUCGUGAUGGCCCUCGCCGGCGCCAAAAACGUGCAAACCAUCUUCGCCCUGCGCUUCUUCAUCGGCCUCUUCGAGGCGUCCGCUUACCCCGGUAUCAUCACCCUGCUAGGGAACUGGUACACACCAGCCGAACUCGGCAAACGAGCCGCCAUCUUCCAGGCUUCAUCCAGCGCCGCGAAUAUGUUCUCCGGGUAUCUCCAGGCAGCGCUGUACUCUGGCAUGAACGGACGCGCGGGUCUCGCGGCGUGGCAGUGGUUGUUUAUCUUCGAUGGGAUCCUGGGUAUCCCCAUCUCUCUAUACGGAUUCUGGGCGAUUCCCGAUUCGCCGAAUGAUUCGCGAAACCACUGGUUAAAUAAAGACGAGACGGAGCGCGCCGCGCAGCGGAUGCGCGAUGUCGGGAGAGCGCCAGCAAGGAAACUGACCCUGCGCACGGUGCUCGAUGUCUUCCGCUCGUGGCCGGUGUGGCUGUUCUCGACUGUGUUCAUUGCGCAUGUCCUUGGGCUACGCAUCUACUCGUACUUUAAUGUGUGGCUGAAAUCGACGGGGAUGUAUACGACGGAACAGGUUAAUGUUAUUCCGUCCGCUGGGUAUGGGCUGCAGAUUCUCUGUACGUUGAUGUUUGCGUGGACGAGUGACUAUAUCCAGGCCCGGUGGCCGGUUAUUGUGGUUGCGUGUGUCCCUGGUAUAGUCGGGUGUGUUAUACUGAGUGUCUGGCCGGAGCAGAACACGGCUGCUAUGAUGGCUGGCUGGUUACUGACGUAUGCGGAGACUGGGGCCGGGAUCUUGUUUACCUCGUGGGUGAGCGAGACGUGUGGCUUUUCGGCGGAGCAUCGGGUUGUUGUUAUUGGGGUGAUGGAGGCCGUGGCGUUUACGUUUAAUGCGUGGGUGCCGCUGCUGGUGUAUAAUACUGGGGAGGGACCGCAUUUUAGGAUUGGGUAUCAGAUGGCAGCGAUGUUUUUUGCCGUUGAGUUGGUCCUGGCUGUUGGGAUUGCGGUGGUGGAGAAGAGAUGGCCUGCUUGGAAGAUUAAACGACAGGAUGUUUAG
Aspergillus puulaauensis is the source of this 1440-nucleotide messenger RNA. RefSeq lists its product as uncharacterized. Gene Ontology annotation, molecular function: transmembrane transporter activity. Bases 1 to 1440 code for a protein of 479 amino acids. The record is from RefSeq and is a predicted model, not a curated record. Gene Ontology annotation, biological process: transmembrane transport. Lineage: Eukaryota; Fungi; Ascomycota; Eurotiomycetes; Eurotiales; Aspergillaceae. The transcript is spliced from 2 exons. Gene Ontology annotation, cellular component: membrane.